Python bivittatus (Burmese python) is the source of this 4103-nucleotide messenger RNA. Lineage: Eukaryota; Metazoa; Chordata; Lepidosauria; Squamata; Pythonidae. The record is from RefSeq and is a predicted model, not a curated record.
GACAGACCUUGGGAACAGAACUCGUUCUUAAACUGGGGACUACUUGUAAAUGAAAUAAGGAAAUAGGGCACGAAUGAAUAUUUUGGGUGUCCAGAAAGCAGCAGAUUCUCUCGUGGUCCCUUCUUGACAAAACUGUAUUCUCCCUGAAGGAGCAGGUCUGCAACUUGGGGUCCUUCUAAACCAAAGUGGAAACUAUAGUUAUGGGGCAUUUGCCCAGCUUCAGCUAGUACACCAGUUACAGACCUUUUUAGAGUGGGUGGCCUUAGUGACAGUCAUUCAUUCCCUUAUUACUUCAAACUUGGACUAUUGCAACAUACUCUAUUUGAAUUUCCUCUUGAGGACUUCCUCAAAUGCAAUGGCCCAUAUGGUAGCAGGUGAGAAUCACUAUAGCAGAGCUACACCAAUUUUACAGAAGCUGCAUUAGUUACACGGGUUACUUAGGUUCAGGGUAUAUAUGGGGCCAUCUCCUCCAGAGGCAGUCUACCCAUCCUAGUUGAGCAAUCCAGAAGGAGGUGUUCUGGAUUCUUCCUCCUCAACAGAUCAGGGAGGUUGACUCCAAAAGCAAGCCUUUCUGAAUGUUGUCCUGCCCCAAUAGAACAUUCUUCUCCUGAAAUCCACAGUGCCCCAGGACUAUUUUUUCAUAGCGCGACAAAGACUUAACUCUUCAAAAUAACAUUUGGAAAUUAAGAGCUGCGGCUUGGAUUGUUUUUAACCUUCACAUUUCUUGUUUACCUAUCCCUGAAAUAGGGGUAAUGAAGGUAAUGGAAAUGACAACUAUAAGAUUAAGUCUAAACUGUAUUUUACUUUAAAGCAGCUAAAGCAGUAAAGGUCAGAGUGCUUUAACCAAGAUCUAAAGGAAGAUAUUUGCACAGAUUAGUGACUGCAUAAUAAAAGAACUAAAAGGUAGAUCAGUUUUGUCUAAGAAAUGCAGAAGAAUGAAAAUCUUACGAAGAAAUACAUGAUACAGCUUACUGAUGUAAUCACAUUUAGCAUUCCAGAGCUGUUGUCCUGGUUGAAAGAAUUGCAGAAGAGUUUCCAUAACCCUCCAACAGUUGACUAUAGUCCUCAGGAAGGACAAAUGGAGAUGUGCAUCACUACUGGGAGCCAAGAAGGGCUAUGUAAAGUGUUUGAAAUGCUUAUUAAUCCUGGAGAUAACAUUCUUUUGGAUGCACCCACCUAUCCUGGGACAUUAGCAGCUCUCAGACCACUAGGUUGUAACAUCAUCAAUGUGCCCAGUGACCAGCAUGGCAUGAUUCCAACAGCCUUGAAAGAAAUUCUUUCCAGAUGGAAUCCAGAAGAUGUAAAAAGGGUCAAGAAUGAUAUCCCAAAAUUUCUGUACACAAUUCCUAAUGGUGGCAAUCCAACUGGAGCCUCAUUGACAACAGAACGCAAGAAAGAGAUCUAUCAGCUUGCAAGGCAAUAUGAUUUCCUUAUAAUAGAAGAUGAUCCAUAUUAUUUCCUUCAGUUUAACAAGCCUUGGGCACCAACCUUUCUUUCAAUGGACAUUGAUGGGCGAGUUAUCAGGACUGACUCCUUUUCUAAGAUCCUCUCAUCUGGGCUAAGAAUUGGAUUUCUAACUGGUCCUAAGCCACUAAUUGAUAGAGUUAUUCUACAUAUACAGGUUUCCACAAUGCAUACCAGUACAUUCACCCAGCUUGUGAUAGCCCAGCUUCUUCAACAAUGGGGACUAAAGGGUUUCCUGGACCACGUAGACAGUGUGGUGGAUUUUUACAAGAAACAGCGAGAUGUGAUGCUUAACGCAGCAGACAAAUGGCUAAAAGGCCUGGCAGUCUGGCAUACCCCUGCUGCUGGAAUGUUUCUAUGGAUUAAAAUUAAGGGAGUUCCUGAUACCCAAGAACUGAUCAUGAAAAAAGCUUUGGAGAAACAAGUGUUGCUGGUUCCUGGAUGUUCAUUUAACAUUAACAGUUCCGAUCCCAGCUCUUACGUCAGAGCCUCCUUCUCUCUGUCUUCUCCAAGUCAGAUUGAUCAGGUGAGUGCAGUUUGGCUUGCCUCCCCAUCUACCAUUUGGUCAGACUCACUGUCAUUAACUCUGUUGUUAUGUGAUAGUUGAUAAGCCAUUUUCUAUUUGAUUUCCGUCUUUCCAUCUUUCUGUGAGAAACACUGAAUUUGGGCUAUCAAAUUUGGAUCUUUCAUGUACAUAACAUUACUUUUCAUGUGUGUGUUGAUUGGAUGAUUUGGUUACUUGCUGGAAAGUUUUUAAGGACUAGAAAGUUAAUUCAGGCUACAGUCUUACACAUUAUGGGAUUGGUAUAGGCAGUUAUAGGAUCCUGCUUUUAUGUAAUAUUAGAAUUAGAAAUAUGGAAUAUUUGUAUGAGUUUGUGAACACUACAUAUAUAUUUAGAUGUAUGCAUGAAAUAUUGUAGGCCUAGGAAUAUUGCCAAUAUAGUUAAUUUAGGAUUAAAACAUAAAGGUUUCUUUCCACUCAAUCUCAUGAAUAGUGCCAAUGCAUAGAAGAGUGCCUGAUUUCCCCUAAUCUAAAUGUACAAGAACAUGUACAGGCAGUACAUGGAACAUUUCAGUGCACAUUCAGUGUGGAAACCUGUUUGUAUAUGGCAUUGGAUUAUGAGAAAUGUGCAUGAUGAAUGGAAGGAAGGUUGGGUGAAGAUAUGGAACAUGUAUGUAGUUAUCUAACACCUUGGAAUUCCAACUCAAGUUUCUGCAUUUGUAUUCAAGAAAUUACAUUGGAAAGAAAGGAAGAUUGGAUAACAGAAUGUGCAGCUCUUUUACAUGCACACAUAGUGCCCCUCCUGGAGGUACUAUAAUAAGGUUCAAAACCUUAUUAUAAUAACCAUCUUUAAUACCAUUCUUAUUUAAUCUUACUUAAUAAUUACUAUAAUUAUAUACCCACCUAUCACACUAUCACUUUUGGGGAUAAGCAGUAUUAUACAAAACAUAAAAAAGGAGUACAAAAUAGUAAGCUACAGAAAUUAAAUGGAUGAGAUAAGAGAAAGGGAAAUAUAGCUAAAUCUAGUUUACAAUACCAUCACCAUUCACUAUACCUUUCCAACUGUUUGUUUUUGCAAACCAGCCUUAUUUACACAUCUGUUUACUGAUUUGUAUCAUAUUAAUAGCUGCUCUUGUUGUUGUUACAGGGUUUGCAAAGGUUGGCUGAACUCAUUAAAGAAGCUGUAUGAUUUUACUAAAUGAAAAUUCCUUAAGAAGCUAGAGGAUUUCAGGAUAAACCAACUUUUAAUAAAAUGUGUUUUUUCCAGCUGUAGAGAAUAUACUAUGAUAUGGAAUAUAUGUGAUAAAGAACGUAUAUGCUGUUUUAAAACUGUACAUUAACAUCUCAAAACAUUGUAUGAUUAUGUGCAGAAUUUACCUAUUAAUUAUGUUGCCAUGAAAACAUUACUCAAUGAGGCUGAAAUCUUUUGCCAGCAAAGUUUUUAAUACUUCAGACUUCACAGUGCUGCUGUUUUUUUGUCUGUUGUUAUUCUUCCUGAAAUUAAGCAUUAUACAUUUCAGAGUUGAGUUUCUUUGUGUUGAAUUGAUUUAAUUUCUGUCCCUUUUAAUAUUUUUCUGUAUCUUCUAAUACUCCUCAUGGUUCAUUCAGAAAUUCUCUAACUAGUGUAUGUUUUCUGUUAAUAUAUUGUUUUGACUUUUAAAGCAAACAAACUUAAAGUGGAGAAAAGUUUUCCACAAACAGAACUUGAGCUCAAGGAUUUUUACAGGGUCACAUGAAUCUUAAAGGGUCUUGGAUCAUGAAACUAAUACAGAUAUUGAACUGACAAGAAUACUGGUUCACGCUACAAAUGCUGCUUCUUAACUUUUUGUUUCUGCACAAACUUAAUUCUGGCUGUUAACAUAGAUAUGACAGAAAUUCAUAGAUGACUAAGUGAAAAUCUUCUGACCCCUGGCUUUGAAGACACAGUCUCUUUUUUCUUAAAAAUAAUAAGCUUUACAUAGAAGCAUACUUUCAAGUGAAGGAGCAGGAAAAAAUACUUUUGCAUAUAUGCAAAAUGCAUAUUUGACACAGGCUCAGCUGUGAUAUGAUCUCGAUUCAUUUUGAUAACUCUUGGGCAGGUCUUCAGCAAGAUUUCUAAACGUCUGUAAACAUUGAUUUGUUCUCAUUCUGAAUAAAA